Molecule: messenger RNA, 1062 nt
Organism: Trypanosoma conorhini
Lineage: Eukaryota; Euglenozoa; Kinetoplastea; Trypanosomatida; Trypanosomatidae
Exons: 1
Coding region: 1-1062 (353 amino acids)
Source: RefSeq, a predicted model, not a curated record
AUGAUUGCUAUUAAUAUUGUUGUUACUUCCCCUGAAGGUUGUGUUUCGGCUUUUUUUUUUGCGUGCAGCCCCGGCGGGCCUUACCCAACGCCGUUGACGCCGGCAGGACCACUCGUGGGAGGCCUCCUUGGAGGUAUUCCGCGCCCUCGCCGCCUGCGUUCACGUUCGUGUGCCGGGCAUAGAACCGUAUGUGUGCGUUUACGACGUGGUGGGUGCGGGAACUUCGUCGCGCCUUCGUUUUUUCUCUCUUGCUGUUUUUCGGUCCCACUCCCUCCUCCCCUUUUCUUGUUCUGCUGCUGCUGCUGCCGCUUCUGCCAGUGCACCCUCCUCCUCCCGCUGUUCUUGCCGCCGUUGCCCCGUGUUGUUUUCCUUUUCCUUUCUCUGUCCCUCCCUCCCUCCCUCUCUCUCUGUCUGUGUGUGCACUUCUGUGUCUUUCUCGCCGCCUGUUUCCUCUCCCUCUUUCUCAGGGCCGGUGGGAGCAGUGCCUGCGCGCGUGUGCCUGGCGGCGUGGGGGGCGAGCGGGUCCGGUGCUGCAGUCAGCACUCACGCACACAUGUCGGCUGCUGCAGGCGGCGGCGGCGGCGGCGGCGGCGGCGGGGCGGACGCGGGCGACCCCGUGGCGGCGAUGGCCAGCAUGACGUCGCGGCUAAAGGCGCCGUGGAUGAUGCGCGGCGGGACCCGUCGAAGGAGCUUGGCAUCUCCGCGGAGGAGCUGCAGCGGCGCCGCAAGCAGGCCUCCAGCCCGCGCACCUUUGUGAGCGAGCAUAGCAGCCGCGCGUUCGAGGUAAAAGGCUCGGCGAGGGCGCAGCAAAUCAUGAACGCGGGCCUUUUGGAGCGGCAGCGGGAGACGCGGAACACGGAGGUGGUGAGGAAGAUGUCGGUGCUGCGCCGUGUGCAGCUGGGGACGUUCUGCGCCGGCAUCGCCAUGGCGUGCUGGCUGGGCGUCGAGUACCUGCUGCCGCGCUACGCCGUCGUGCAGGAGCGGAGGCGCGUCAUGCAGCUGCGUCGCGAGAUGGCGCAGCGGAAGUGGGAGGAGGCGGAGGCGCAGCGGCGACAGCGGUAG